Molecule: messenger RNA, 1323 nt
Organism: Trypanosoma grayi
Lineage: Eukaryota; Euglenozoa; Kinetoplastea; Trypanosomatida; Trypanosomatidae
Exons: 1
Coding region: 1-1323 (440 amino acids)
Source: RefSeq, a predicted model, not a curated record
AUGAGCUCCGCCCUCAGCUCCUCCACCACCUCCGCCGACGGCAGCGGCGCGGCGCGGCGCCACCGCAUGGUCACGCGGUCACUCAUUAAAGGCCGAACUCCGCUCGGCCCGAGCGACGGCCCCGUGGGCGGCGUGCUGCGCUGUAUCUGCACGGCCUUUCUCGUGUCGACGCAGGAAACACUCCUGGAGUGCCACCGCUGCAGAAAUUGGUGUCAUCCUGCCUGCGUGGGUGUCGACCACGCGGAGCUGCGGCGGUAUCAGGUGGAAAACACGUACGUGUGUCCGUACUGCACUGGCAUGUACAAGCGGCAGCGUGGAGGUCCGCAGGCACCCGCACCGCGGCAGUUGCCACUGCGUCUGCGCGAGGUGCCCGACCGGCUGCCGUUUGGCUCCGUUACGCAGUUGCGUCACCUGCUGAAGGUCACGGUGCGGGCUGCCCAGCGGGCCGGCUUUGCGGUGAUCGAUCUCCCACUGACGGGCCUCACCGAUGCGAUGGAGCGGGAAUGUCUCGGGUGCUGCGAGGACGCCAUUAAGGAGGCGACGUUCUCCGAGCAGUAUCCGUCGUAUUGUCUCAAGGAGGUGCGUGAGCAGGUGCACCCAUACGUGCAGGGGACGUUGCUGCGCUGCACCAGGGUUGGCCGCAUCGUCUCUAUGGUGCUGUCAAAUGGCAUGGACGUGUAUGGAAAUCUCCGUCCGACGAUCACGCAGCUGAAGAGUGGCAUCAACCGCGGUUUGAUUGACCAGAAGCACCAGACCAGCUUCAUGGCAGCCUGCACCAAACUCACGGAUGUGUCCGAUUUUGUGCACAUCACGUUGAGUGCCACACACCGGGGCUACCAACGGCAAGGGCUCGCGCGCAUGCUGAUGGUCAUUGACCUGCUGAAGUGGGCGCUUCGGGGACGUACACGUGCCUACUUGAACAUGGCGCUGGAAAAAAGAAUUGUGGACGGUGGUACGCGCUUGGAGUACGUGGCGUCGCCAGCCUCGCGGCGGCUGUACGAGUCAUUCGGUUUCAGGGAUGUCUAUCCGCGGUUUGACCGCGAGACGGACGAGGCGCGAUGGACACCGAAGGAGGCGGACAUGGGUCGCGUGAUGGCGCACCUGAGCUUUGUGGAGGAUCUCGUCGGAAUGGCGGCGCGGUACGAGAACAGUAGUGCGAGCGCUAAAACUAUUACUACUUCUGCAGCGGCGGCGGCGGCGGCUAGUAACGGUGGGGUGGGCGCUGCUGGAGUGGGGGGCAGAAGGGCCCGGUCGCCUUCGCCGCCGGUAGUAAAAAGGCGGCUUUCGUUGCUUGGUGGAAGAUCGGGGAGACGAAUGGAGUGA